Messenger RNA from Closterium sp. Naga37s-1, 531 nucleotides. NCBI's taxonomy places the organism in Eukaryota, Viridiplantae, Streptophyta, Zygnematophyceae, Desmidiales, Closteriaceae. The record is from the annotation of a GenBank genome assembly.
AUGGCUGCUGCGGCGCGGCGUCAACCUUCCGGCGUUGUCACCUUUGCUCUCCUCCUCGCUGCUCUUCUCCCCGCCACUCUUGCGCGGAAUCCUCUUCCCGACAACGUCUAUUUUGCCGACGAUGACGUCAUCGGCUCAUAUUGCGAGGUCAUACUCGGCACGCCAUCAGACCCCUUCUCAUCGGUCGACGUCUGUCUCAAGGUGCACCGGCACCCCACCCAUCGCAACACCAUAAACCACAUGGACUUUGUAGCCCAGAUUGAAGGGGUAACUUCGGCUUCCACCCCUUCCUCUCCCACCAUCUCCUUGACUGACUCCCAUACAGUCACAGUCCCCUGCAGUCACUAUGAAUCCGAACCUUAUCCUUACGUUGAGGGGAGCUUACUGUACCGCUGCCAGGAAAGCCUUUCAAAGAGCGAUCAGCGUGUGAUUAUAGAGGGGUUUGCUGAGAGCCCGUUUCCUAUAGUCACAUUACAGGUGGGGGACACACCUGUUAGAGUCACACUGGCACACUCCCUCGCUUACUACUAA